CAUUUGGCGCUCCUCACUGAAUCUUUUUUCCCUGGGCUUUUCCGAUUAAUGAAGCAGAUAGCUUAAUUCUUGCAGUGAGCGACUUGAAGUCUUUGCGCUCACAAUUUACAACUGCGGAAGGAUAGAAAGACUUAUUGAUUUAUUUCGAUUCUCGAGAUCAUUCGCGACAAUCCACUGCCUAGUACCGGUCCAUCAUUCAAUCGACAUCAUUACUACCAAAAGUACCUUUAGUUGAACUACAGGAAAAAUAUUCUCAGCACUAAUCGUGGAUCCGGAAUCGAGAAUUGGACUCCUAGAAGACACCUUCUAUUCAGACUCAAACUCGGACGUCAAUUCUGUAUAUCAGGACGAAGGCCAGGGUCAAUUGGAUUUCAGUGCGCAAAGAUUUGGUAGAGACAACAUGAGUCCCAAAAUGGAUGACGGUGCGAAAGGUACCGGGGUAGAGACCAACAUUAAUUCUUUGGGAGGCGAGAGACAUACAAAAUCGAGUGAUGGCACAGCUGCAGACGGCAGUGGAAGCUUUGAGAUGGCUGGCGAUCGGGCCAGUGGAGAUCGGAUCAAUGGAGAGAUAUUGGAACAUGCCAUUGAAAAUUUGGAGUCCAAAAAGAAAGCAUGGUGGGCAUAUUUGCUUACACGGGACUUCUGGAUGGUCUUGAUUCUUGGGUAUGUUUAUUUUUGCUGUUAAGAUGAUGGGAAGUCUACAUGAUGUUUUGCAACUUAUAAAGUAUUUGCUACUUCAGAACUUGGGAGACCAAGCCAUGAGACAACUAACACCAUUGCCCUGAACAGGACUUCCCAUGUCUCCUCUUGUUUUGAGCAAUUUCGAUGCAUUAUUCAUUUCUACGUAAAUAUCGAAUCUAACGUUUCCGUUUUACAGACAAAUUCUUUCCCUAUGUAUUACGGCUACCAAUACGUUCACGACACUCCUUGCAAAUAAAGGCACUUCAAUUCCAGCUUUUCAAACUCUUUUCAAUUAUGUUCUUUUGUGCGCCAUCUACACGACGUAUACUAUUUACAAGUAUGGAUGGAGGAAUUACUUGAAGCUCCUUUGGGUAGAUGGCUGGAAAUACGUCAUUUUGUCCUUCAUGGAUGUCGAGGGAAACUAUUUCACUGUGUUGGCUUAUCGAUGGAGUACGUAUUCUUUUGAGUCUUUUAACAGAGGUUUCAGUACCUCUUUUGGAGUGACGAUUACUAACAUUCUACAGCUAAUGUCUUAAGCGCCCAACUUAUUAAUUUUUGGUCCAUCGUUUGUGUUGUCAUCGUCUCGUUCUGUUUCCUCGGUGUUCGAUACAAGUGGCUCCAAGUCAUUUCCAUUCUAGUCUGUUGUGGUGGAAUGGGUAUCCUCCUCGCAUCUGAUCACAUUACUGGUUCCAAUGGAGGCAACCCGCCCACCAUGUUGAAAGGUGACCUUUUUGCAUUAGCUGGCGCUACCCUGUAUGGUCUCUCAAACGUUUUUGAAGAAUGGUUCGUUUCCAAACGCCCCAUGUACGAAGUCUUAGGCAUGCUUGGACUCUUUGGCAUCAUCAUCAAUGGUAUCACAGCCGCCAUAUUCGAUCGCCACUCAUUUGAAACCGCCGUCUGGGACGGCGAAGUUGGAGGCUAUAUCGUUGGAUAUACACUCGCACUUUUUCUGUUCUAUACACUCGCUCCUAUCAUUCUGCGAAUGGCCUCUGCGGCAUUCUUCGAUAUCUCGCUUCUCACGGCUAAUUUCUGGGGUGUUAUUAUCGGCAUCAAUGUUUUUGGAUACACUAUUUACUACUUGUAUCCAAUUGCAUUUGUGUUGAUCAUCCUAGGACUGUUCGUAUAUUUCUUAUCUGGAAGUAUUCUGGGAGAUGCAGUCAAACCGUGGUUGGGCAAAGAUCAACAGGGUGGUGUUGCAGGUGUAGGAACCGCGAAGCUGAAGGCUAUUAAUGAAGCGAGACGGGAGGGUCUUGUUAAUUCUGGAGAAGGAAUGGCUUGAUUGGUAGGUUUUAAUGUGGUAUGAUAAUAUUUAAUGAAUGGUUCUAAUGGAUGAUUCUAAUGAAUGGUUUUAAUGAAUGGUUAUCUUAAAAUGAUGGAUAGUAUAUAGACGAAGUGUAAUAGAGGAACGCAUAAAUGUGAAUUUCUUCCGAAAUCAAAACGACU
Sclerotinia trifoliorum is the source of this 2124-nucleotide messenger RNA. The record is from the annotation of a GenBank genome assembly. NCBI's taxonomy places the organism in Eukaryota, Fungi, Ascomycota, Leotiomycetes, Helotiales, Sclerotiniaceae.